AUGGCAGACAUAUCAGAAGAUCAAGAAGUUAAAGUGGCCAUAGAAACUGCGGAGACGUUUGUUAACACAUACUAUGUAACCAUAAGCAAACCUCACGCCAUUAAAGAAAUUCCCGAUUUCUACGUCAAACCGAAUCCAGAAUCUCCUCUAAAACCGGACAUCAGCCUCAACGGGAAUCUCAUCUCCUCUCCCUCAGAUCUUGAAGCAGUCUUCGAGAAACAGCCACCGAAAACGCAUUAUGAAGUCCAGUCGUUCGACUGCCACGUUCUGAAUCGCAAUUACAAUGUCGGUGUUCCAGAUAAUGUCCUAGAGAUGAACAAACAUGGCAGGAAGAUGAGCAUUAUGGUUACUGUGAGUGGGAGCGUCAGAUAUGGGGAUGGCGCGGACAUCCAGGGUUUCAUGGAUAGUUUGGUGUUGGUGCCAAAUUGGGAGGCAUAUGGGAAACCCCACAAGGGCAAGAGGAGGUGGCUUGUACAAAGUCAGACAUUUCGUCUAGUACUGUGA
Glarea lozoyensis ATCC 20868 is the source of this 504-nucleotide messenger RNA. RefSeq names its product NTF2-like protein. The coding region runs from base 1 to 504 and encodes 167 amino acids. Gene Ontology annotation, biological process: protein import into nucleus. NCBI's taxonomy places the organism in Eukaryota, Fungi, Ascomycota, Leotiomycetes, Helotiales, Helotiaceae. The record is from RefSeq and is a predicted model, not a curated record. The transcript has 2 exons. Gene Ontology annotation, cellular component: nuclear pore central transport channel.